AUGACUCAAAAAAUACUCUGUGCAGCACCGAUUUUAAAUAUACCAAUUUCUAUUCUUGAAAAUGACAUUAAUCAUCGUAAUGAUAAAAAACAACAUCGUCAUUUAAAAGAAACAAAAGAUAAUAAUCAAGAUGAUGAGCUUAUUUUCGGAGCAUUGGAUGAUGAAGAUUCUUCGAAAAAUGAAAAAUCACCAUCAACUGACGGAGGUAUUCACCUUCAUUCAUCUAUUGAACGAACACAAAAAAAACGUGAACGUGCACAUUCAUCAAUAAGUACAGUUGAUGAUGAUUGGGAAAAUAUGUUACCUAUUACUGAAGGUGAUGGUCGAGUAACUUCUAAUAAUUCUCUUCAAUCAAUCAAUGAAAAAAGUUCAAAAGAACAAAUUAUUGGUAUGUCUAAUUUUCGUGCUAAACAUCGUUUACGUCGUCGUUCAAAAACGAAUAGUCUUGUUCGUUGGAAAGAAGCAGUAAAAAAAGUUGUACAACUUAAAGAUCCUUGGCUUGAUUUUAUGGUUGAUCAAUAUCCAGAAGAACAUGUAACACGUCAUGAAUUUGAUCCCAUUAAACGUACAUGGCAUAUGAGUCAAAUUAUAAUUAAAAUAGAAUCAAAAGCAUUUGCACAUGGAAGUAUGAGAGAAUGUUUUCGAUUAAAAAAACUUUCGAUUUUUUCCACGCAUCAAGAUUGGGAUCAUUCAAGUAAUUAUAUUUCUAAACGAUAUAUUGAAAAUGUACCAAUAGCAAGAUAUUUCGAUGAUGUUAUGAUGCAAAUGACAACAAAAUUAUGGGCAACACAUUAUAAUGAACAUAAUCCACCGAAAAAAGUUGAUAUUGUUCAAAUGAGUGUGUUAGAAUUUAAAGAUCGUGUUGGUCAACCAUAUUAUCAUCUAGAACGAUUUAUUGAUGGCGACUAUAUAAAAUAUAAUUCUAAUAGUGGCUUUGUUUGUGAUGAUGCAUUACGCCAUACACCACAGGCAUUUAGUCAUUUUACAUUUGAAGCAUCAUGUCAUGAACAGAUUGUUGUUGAUAUUCAAGGUGUUGGUGAUUUAUAUACUGAUCCACAAAUCCAUACAAGUCUUGGUUUUGAAUAUGGCGAAGGUAAUCUUGGUAUUCGUGGUAUGGCAUUAUUUUUUUCUACUCAUGAAUGUAAUCCAAUAUGUUCUCGUCUCAAUUUAACACCAUUUGAUUUGACAGAUAGUGAACGUGAACAUAUAUUACAACAACAUUCCUUAAGUCCAUCAUAUAAUUUGAAUUUAUGUGCACAAACAACAUGUCGUGGUUCUGAAGAACCAUUAAAUGGUCUUUCAAAAUUUGGUUCAUUACUUCGAAAAUUACGUUCUCAAUCAUCAAUAUCAGAAGAUGAAUCCGAUGGUUAUGUUUCGGAAGCAUCAUCAUUAACAGCUGCUACUGCUCAAUUAUUAGAUCAUAAUUUAUCAUUACCAAAACAUGGGCAAUAUAUGACAACAUUUAGUGAAGAAAAUAUUCCAUUAGCAUCAACAACUACGAAAUUAAAAAUGCCAAUAUUAUCAACAUCAAUUAAUAUGAUGCCAACUUCAUCACCAAAUUAUUAUGCACGUUCACAUUCCGAAUUAAUUUUUAAUAUCGAAGAUAUUUACAAUGCUCAAACACCAAAUAAUUAUGCAAACAAUCAUCGCCCUUCAUCGGUUAUGCUUGAAAAAGCUCACCUGGGUAAAUUUCAUGAAAUGUCUGCUUGCUAUGAAAAAUAUGAAAGUAUACUUGGACAGAUUCAUCUUGAAAUGUGUAAAUAUUAUCAAGUUGGUCGAUUUAGUGAAUUAGGUUCUGAAGAAUUUGAUGAAGCAUCUGCAUUUUUUCAUUUGGAAUUAUCAGCUGAAUUAUGUGUUAAAGAAGGUAUUUUUGCAUUAGCAAAAAUUUAUCUAGAUUUCCCAAGAGAUCUUCUAUCGCAUUAUUGUCCAUCGGAUUCAACUAAUCUGUUUCAAAAAGGUUUAGACAUGAUGAUUCGUGCUAGUGAAUAUCAAGAAACAGAAGCAAAUCUUCAUUUAGCACAACUCUAUGAUAAGGGUGUCAAUGGAUCAUUAGAACCAGAUUGGAAAAAAGCAGCUGAAUCUUAUGAAAAAUAUAUUCAUAUACGUGAAAAGGAAUUAAAUAAUAUUGAUGAAGAUAGUGGAAUUAAUGAAUCAAAUCAAAUUAAAUCAGUGAAUAAUGGAGUACCAUUUCAUGAUCAAUAUGAUAUUGUUGCUCAAUUAGCAACUCUCUAUAAAACAGGGGGAAAUAAUUUGUUGUGUAAUUAUCAAAAAUCAGGUGAUUUAUUUAAUAAAGCAGCAGAAAUGGCCACGACAGCAAUGAAAGGACGCCUUGCUAAUAAGUAUUAUAGCGCAGCAGAAGAAGCCUAUGCAUUAGAACCCGAUGAAGAAAACGAGAACAGUUAA
Molecule: messenger RNA, 2403 nt
Organism: Adineta steineri
Lineage: Eukaryota; Metazoa; Rotifera; Eurotatoria; Adinetida; Adinetidae
Source: the annotation of a GenBank genome assembly